This is a messenger RNA of Sarcophilus harrisii (Tasmanian devil), 4823 nucleotides long. RefSeq lists its product as uncharacterized. The coding region runs from base 60 to 2930 and encodes 956 amino acids. The transcript has 18 exons. NCBI's taxonomy places the organism in Eukaryota, Metazoa, Chordata, Mammalia, Dasyuromorphia, Dasyuridae. The record is from RefSeq and is a predicted model, not a curated record.
GACCGUGCGUGAGUUGGAGCUAGACCAGAUAACUGGGGCCCGGCUACCUCAGAGACCUCAUGCUCCCCGGCGCCAGCUUCCCCUGCAGCAUGUCCUCCCAAGGCUGGGCCCCCUAUUCCAGCUCGCCCUCCCGGGACAGAGGCUUUCUCCAGGGCCUGGCCAAGGGUCCUUCCUUCCUGGGGAGGCUUCAAUGCCGCCCGAGGGCAAGGUCUAUGGAGCUGCCUGGCGGCCCCCCCAAGGUCUGCCCUCCUUCCAGGGACCCUCAGGAGGAAGAGGGCCCAUUGAGGGCCACCUCUGAAUUUCUGGAUUCGGGGACCUCCUCCUUCCUGUGGUGUCCCCAAAGCCCCAGACCCCUAGACAGAUCGCCAUCCCCCAGCCUGCUGAGAGACAUCCAUCCCACCGAGCCCAGCCCGUUGUCCUGGGACCUCUUCGGCAAAAGCUCAGAUCCACUCCUCGGACGGCGGACUUCCCUGCCCCACCUCCUGGACUGGGCGGGCAGUGGGGUCCCCGGCAGGCCCCUGGCCCUCCAGAGCUGGAGCCGGUCGGAACAAGAUGUUCGGCCGCCAUCUUUGCUGGACGGUGUCCCUCAGCGGGUGGAGCUGGUGGGCCAGCUGCAGUCGGCCCGUGGGACCCCAAAGGAGCGGGCCCAGGAGACGCAGAGACUGGAGAAGGCUCUGGAGCUCAGUCAGAUCAAAUGUGAGCUGCUAGACCUGAGGCAGAAGCAGCUGAAGAGCUCCCUCGUUUGCCUGCAAUGGCAGAGAAGAGAACUAGAGAGCUCCAGGAGGCAGGAGCAACAGCAGGACAGAGAGCUGCACAGCAAAAUCCUGCACCUGCAGGCAGAAGUGAGCAAAGUCAAGUUGUGUUUGGACAGAAUGAGCCAGAAGCCACUGUUUGUGGAGGACCCAGAGGUGAGAAGGGCCAGAGGAAGCAGGGAGACCCCCUGCCCGAGGAAGCCGUCGCGUGUCCUGCGGGAGGGAUUUUUCCGAGAAGGAGCCGAGGGCCGGGGGUCUAUUCCCCUGGAACAAAGGGGCCGCCUCUCCGGGCGCAGGGCUAGUCGUCUGAGAGAGAAGCCAGGCCCGGGUGAUCAAGGACAGGAGUGGAACUCUGAUGCCAGUGAGGCUCUGGGGGAGGGGGAGGGCCUGCUGGAGGGCCCAAGGGCCUCUACCCCCCACAAGUCCUUCGAUGUGAUGCUCCUCCAAGAAGAGCUGGCGAUCAUCAAAGAGGUAACCGGCCUGGCUCCCUCUUCCUGGGCCCCCUGCCCUUCUCGGAACGUGACUUCCCGAGAACUCAGAGCCCAGAACCUCACAGCCAGAGCAGGCACAGAGAGCAGGAGGAGCAGUUUCCUUGGAGGAGCGGGAACGGGCCCUGAGGACCUCCUGGACCAGCCCACCAGUGCAGGAGAGAAGGUUUACGGCUGGGCCCAGGUCCCGGAGGCGGGCACCCGCUGGUGGGAGAAAAUGGCCCUGCUACGGUUUCCAGGGGCCUGGGGCGGGUGGCUAGGCCCUCCUGGCAGGGGAGUGAGGAGGAGCCGGCCGAAGGUCCUGGAGCAGGAAGAGCUGGGGGCCCCGGAGAUCGGAGGCCCGGUCCGCCCGCCCCCCGAGGGGUUGGAAGGGAGCCGGGGGGGCUGGACCGAAGGGGGCCCUCCGCCCCGGACCCCUGCCCAGGAGGCCCCAACAGGGGUCCGGGACCUCCCGGCAGCCAGGGGUCCCACCAAGGGCGCCCAUCCGGGCCUCACCUGUUUUGGGAAUGAGGGGGGUCCCCCACGACGGACGGGCCCCACCCCUCAGCGGGCUGGAGGCCUGGCAGAGAAGGGGAGGGCCCCGUCCCUGCAGGCCCAGCCCGGGGCCUGCAGAGGGGGCGUGCGAGGUCGGACCCCCAAGGCGGGCCCGGUCCCGGACCCCCCCAGGGGGCCUCAGCCCUGCAGGGCCCGCCGUCCCUCAGGAAGGGGUGUUUUCCCCUUUUUUUGGGUGUUUCCCCCUGUUUUUGGGUGUUUUGUUUUAUGGGGUUUUUUUUUCUUUUUUUUUUCCUGUGUUUUCCCUUGGGUUUGGUCCUCCCUGCCUCUCUCCCUCAUGGGCCCCCUGUCCGUCCUCCCCGCCUCCCUCUCUCCCUCAUGGGCCCCCUGUCCGUCCUCCCCACCUCAUGAGCCUUCCUCUCCCCAGCUCCGGGAGAGCAGAAAGGAGAACCUCAGUCUGGAGCUGCUGGUGACUUCCCUGCGACAGAAGCUGGAGGAGAAGCACCAGGUGGAGAAGCAGCGCAGGUGGGGAGGGUGUCUGGGGCCGGACCUGGGGCUGGGAUCAGCCAUUGGGGACCCCGGCCCUGGCUCCAGAGACCGUGGGCCCGAAGACUUGGCCUUUGCCCUCUUGGGAAGCUGCAGAACAGGCUUCGCCCUCUCCCUGCCCCCAAGGGCUCUCCUGACUCGUGGGGACAGAACGGGCAUUUUCCAGCCAAGUUGGGAGACAGAGCUGAUGCCCUCCGCCCUGCUCAAGAAGCUGCCUCCUCCCUCCCGGUCCGGCUUCAGCUGGCUGCUCUCAGAAGAGCUGAGGAGGGGACCCCAGGCUGGCUGGGAGGGCGUCCCCCAGGGCCACUGCUCUCAUUGCAAUGCCUUCUUGGAACAACUGCGCAAAGUGCUUCAAGGUUGGGAACCAUCUUCAAAACCACCGGAGGAGAAGCCGCAGCCGCUGAGGCAGCUGCAGAAAGUCCUGGAGGGCCCCAACAAGCAUGUCCCCAAGGGGGCCCGAGCUCCCCGGAACGACCUGAAGGACAUGGAGCGGGUGAGACAGCAGCACCGGCUGGUGACUGAGGAGCUGCAGGAUCUGUUUGGUGAGAAGCGGGAGAGGACCGUCAGGGCUGCCCAGCCCCCCAGGGAGUGGCCAGAGGGAAGCUCUGGGGAUCCGGGGGCCAAGAAGCCCCCUGUGGAGCAGGUAAACUGAGGUUCCGCUGGCAAACCCAGGAGCCUGCAGCCUUCCUCAGCUACAGUGUGUGCUGCAGAAAGGGCUCAGUCUGACUCUCCCACCUCCAAGACAGACCGGACAGCCGGCCAAAGACCCUUGUUUCUGAGCAGUUUUUCCUUCCCUGAGUGUAGGGAUCUUACUGGGGUGGAACUGGCAGACAGCAGCUGGGGCUUGGUCAGGAGUCUGGCCCCGGGUUCCAAGUCACUUCAGUUUCCAGGACUCCAUGGUCUUCCUCAGAAACGGUCCAAGGAUGCUUUGCCUGCAGCCCCAAGACUUUUUCCUUUGCUAAUCCCCAUGAACAUAACAGUACCUGUUUGCCAUCUUAUAUUUACUAAGCACUUUCUUCACUGCAGCUGAGGGGAGAUAAUAUCCCUAUUUUACGGAUAAGGAAACUGAGGCAGAGGGAUGUGAUUCAGUAAAUGUCUGAGGCAGGACUGGAGCCCAGCUGGUCUGAUCCCAGGCCAGAGCUCUUUCCAUGACUCCAUGCUGCUUUCUAAAGUUUUCUGAUCCUUCAUCCCUGCUCAAGGAUCAUAGAAAAUAAGUUAAGAGCUGGAAGGGAGGCUCCUCUGCAAGACCCACCCCCUCAUUUUGCAGCUGAGAAAGCUGAGGUGUCAUAGGGCCAGUGAGUGGUGCGAGGUCUCCUGAAGGGCAAGUGGAAGGGGCAGUCUUAGAACCCUGGUCUCUAAGUCAACUUUCCACUACCAGCAACUGAUCAAGAAGCAAUCAGGAAGCGUCUGUCCUGGAGAGUCUUCCAUCCCAGGGGGGGGAGCACAGGUCCCCAUCCAGGCCCCUUCUCCAUCCUUGGGCCUGCUUGGACCCGCUGGGUCCCCUCUUCUGCUGACGCUGGGACAAGAUGGCCCUUUCCUUUCCUUAAGCUAUCCCAACCACAGGGACUUCCCAAGGGAAAGGAGAUGAUCCUUCUGGAGAACCCUUCAGAGUCAGGAGAAUGGGAGGACUCAGCUGAUUCCCAUGAGGAAAUCUUGUCCUCAACAGCUACAAUGAUGGAAGUGGGAAGUAGCCCCCAAAGGAAACAAGGGGACGCUGGGAAUUAGGGGCAAAGAAGUCUCUGGGAGAGAGAAAAGCUGGGAAAAAACACUUCCCCCUUCCUCUACAGAGGAGGGGGAUGCUGGGGGUGGGGGUGGGGAAACUGCCAAUAGAGUAAUGCACCCCCAAAGUGCCAGGGAAGUUAGCAACUCUGGCUCCCUUCAUAGGCAUUCAUGGGUUUGGCAGAGCCCUGACUACCUGCUGCCUUGGGGAAGGGGUUUGAUAUGAAUGGAAGUAAGGAGAGGUGGUACUCGAGCCUUGGGGGUGGUGAGAAGCCCUCUGGCCAGGAUGGGGCAGAAUGAGUCCUGUGGAGAAGAUUGACUGACAGCUUCCAGAUUUGUCUGGGCUGUCCUCCUCAAGGUGCAGUCCCAAGGAAUGGAGAUUUAUUUAUCCCCCCACCCUCCUCUAUCCUUUCUUCCUGACAUCUCUUCUUCCUCCAUCCUAAUAAUAAUAUGCUUUCAUUUUAUGUUAUACUAAUAAAUCAUGCUAAUAGUUAGCACUUAUAUAGCACUUCAAGAUUUACAAUGUGCUUUGCAAACAUCAUCUCAUUUUAUUGUCACAGCCACUUUGGCAGAAUGGCACUAUAACCAUUCCCAUUUUUACAGAGAUUGUAAGAGAAGCAAUCAGAGAUAAAAUGAUUUAUCCAAAGUCACAUAGCAACUAACUAGUGUCCGAGAUCGCAUUUCAAUUUCUGUCUUGUGACUUCGGGGCCAGUGCUCUUAUCCAUUGCCCCUCUUACCAGGCCAAGAUUUUUUUGGAGACCAACAUCUCUCUGUCUCCCUCCACCGACCUCUCUGGCUACCUUCCACCCUGGGAGGAUGUGAGAAA